AUGAGAGAGGAGGAGCAGUCUAAUGAUGACCACCCCAAGGGAGGGGUGGUUGCCAGCAAGGAGAACACAGGAAGAUCACCACCUAAUGCCUGUCCCGUUGUCAUAGCAAUGCCAGGGGUCACCGGGCGUAAACGGCUGAUGGGUUCAUUUACGGAGCACCAUGCUACUACAGUUUCUCCCACCACAUCAGCAGACGAUGACAAGAUCAAGCCAGAAGAUGACAUCCAGAUCUACACCUCGACUGGACCCAAGAGACUCAAGAGGAGCCCUCACCAUCGGCCACCUUCUGCAGACCCAUCCCUUUCUCCUGACCCUGGACCUAGUCCUAUAGGUCUCUCAGUCCCUGAAGACCCACGUGCCCAGCGGGUGAUUGCAAACAUCCGGGAGCGCCAACGGACACAAUCUCUGAAUGAAGCCUUUGCCUCAUUGCGGAAGAUCAUCCCUACACUGCCAUCUGACAAACUGAGCAAAAUCCAGACCCUUAAGUUAGCAUCGCGUUACAUUGACUUUCUGUACCAGGUACUGCAGAAUGACGAGAUGGACUCUAAGCUGGCUGGGUGUAACUAUCUGGCCCAUGAGAGACUGAGCUAUGCCUUCUCUGUCUGGAGGAUGGAGGGGGCCUGGUCAACCAUGUCUGCUGGUCACUAA
Messenger RNA from Monopterus albus (swamp eel), 648 nucleotides. Its product is annotated as twist-related protein 2-like. The coding region runs from base 1 to 648 and encodes 215 amino acids. The transcript has a single exon. The record is from RefSeq and is a predicted model, not a curated record. Gene Ontology annotation, molecular function: RNA polymerase II transcription regulatory region sequence-specific DNA binding; protein dimerization activity; DNA-binding transcription factor activity, RNA polymerase II-specific. Gene Ontology annotation, biological process: developmental process; regulation of transcription by RNA polymerase II. NCBI's taxonomy places the organism in Eukaryota, Metazoa, Chordata, Actinopteri, Synbranchiformes, Synbranchidae.